AUGGAGAACUCACGCAUCAGCAGCGAAAUCGACCCCCACGUGCAUGAAGAAGGCAAGAAGGAAGCGAUAUGGUCGUCAUUCAAGUUACGAUGCAAUGCAUGUUGGGAAGUCCUGUGUGGGUCCAACGGCCCACAGACAUGCUAUCGAACGUCGUGCAGUCAUAUCUUCUGCGAGAAAGACGCGUACAAGCACUUUGGAGAUGGCGACCUCACCUGUCCUGCAUGUCAAGAAGACUUGAGUCAAAGGCCUGGUAGCAUUUGCGAAAUGACUGUUAAAAGCGCCACAGAUCCAAGAAAACUAGAGGUGAUUUGGGAAGAAAUGCUUGCCGAUCCAACAUCCUGCCUGGGCCAAAUUCAAGGCGCAUUUGCUUUUCUUUUGUUCCAGCAUGCCCAGGAGAAUUUCAGACAGGAGCGCUUACGAAACGCACUGGUCGAAGAACACAAUGGAUACCAGCAGCAGCAUGGCGAGCGAUAUCUACAAAUGAAGAGCUACACUGAAAAGCUUGAAGAAGAACUGCAGGAGUUCAAGAACAAAGUGACGACGUUAACAACGUCGAAUGACGACUUGCGUGAAGCGUACAAGGACAAAUCUCGAAAGUGCCGAAACUGGGAAAAGAUGGUCAAAGCACUCAAGACUCAAAAUCAAGGCCCUGGGCAACGGGUGAUGUCUGCUCAACCGUCGGGGCGACUGCCUUUGGGGCCUUCGUCGCCAAAAUUUGCCAAUACCAUGGCGAGCGUCGCCAGCUCGAAGCCGAUGCCCCGUCCUCCGUACGCAUCCAACAAUGGGACACAACGCCCUGGGCUCCAGGCAUUGAAGGCGCCGGAUUUCGAAGCAGCGGCAGCAGCGUUCACAUGCCAACUCCCUUGCCACACCCUGGGCCAAACACUCGCUCGAGCAAGAAGAGAUACGCUUGA
Messenger RNA from Aphanomyces astaci, 914 nucleotides. RefSeq lists its product as hypothetical. The transcript is spliced from 16 exons. Lineage: Eukaryota; Oomycota; Saprolegniomycetes; Saprolegniales; Verrucalvaceae. Gene Ontology annotation, biological process: reciprocal meiotic recombination. The annotation marks the transcript as partial. Gene Ontology annotation, molecular function: ubiquitin protein ligase activity. Gene Ontology annotation, cellular component: synaptonemal complex. The record is from RefSeq and is a predicted model, not a curated record.